AUGUUCGUUGAACGCUCGAAGGUGGAAUCAGUUCUGUUUGUUCCUGUCCUCGAAGAUCAUCUCUCGUUUGGGGUUCCAUCAUCCGGCUGGUGCGAGUGCAACGGGAAAGGCAACAUCUGGUAUCGUUUCAACAUGUCGGAGGCGCAAGAAAUUGAUUCACCGAUCGCGAAGAGCGAGGAGAAGUUCGGUAAUACCGAUUGCACGAGGAAUCCGGAUAUAAAUGAAAUCGAGAAGAGUUCGUCGACCGAAGAGAAGACAGAAAGUCGAAAAUCGGAGAGCUCCGAAGAGCCAAGAAAUGGGGAAGAGACGAAAGAAAAGGAUUCGUCGGUGCCAAAUGACGAUGGUGCUGCGUCGAGAACGCCGGUGAAGAAUUGCGCCGCUCCGAAGAGAGACGAGAGCGCGAUCGUCGAGCCAGUCGUCAUCGAUGAGCAGCCACCAGCUUCACCCACGAGCAAUGCGCUCGAUCGAAACAAAGCCGGUGAGUGCAAUUUAUUGCCAGUAUUAGUAGAACGAUUGCGUUCGGCUCUGGAGCAAUCGUGCUCCAGUCAGAACAGCAGCAACAGCGCCAGCGAGGAGCGGAGUAUUCCACCGGAAGAUUCGAGCGUCGAUUCUGAAGAAGAUCUUCGGGUAUGGGCGAGCGGACUUUGCAGCUCGAUGCAACAACCCUCCCAGCAAUUGAGCGACUUGGAAAGCCCCCGAGGACUCAAAUUAGACUUGAAGUUUUUGGAAGACCUUUUGCUCUCCGAUAUACAAACGGCUCUGGGCCGCUUGCAGGAAACUUUAAUGCGCGUUGACAUCGGUACCCUGACGAGAUACAGCUCGACCCUCGAUCCGACCAACAAGCUCAAUCUUCUCAAACUUAUAUCCAGCCUUUUAGCCAAUUUGAAAAUACCCGAAGAAUCCAUCGCGGCGCCGGAUAAAUCCACGAAAAACACUGCCAGCCCACCGCGAAGAAGACGCACCGACAGACACACCAUCGGCGUCAGCUCGGAGGAACUCGCACGCGCGAGAAAGUGGCUCGAAGAUAAAAACGCCAGCCCAGCACCUGUUGUCGAGCCAAUCAGCGACCUUAAUCCUUCCUCUCCCGCUGAUAUUGACACAAGGAGAAAUCUCGAUAAUAACGAUACUCGAGAUAAGUGUGAGAACGUUGCGACCAAGGGAAAUCCGAUGGAGAGACUCGUCGAUCCUCAGUGUCAACAGUUCGUCGACAAAGUGCCUGAAAAAUACAUGAAAGAUGCUUUGAAUCAACAACAGUCUUUGCAGAACAGAAGCGGCAAAGAUGUCACGAGAGAAAUCGUCUACCCGGAGGGAUCGGGCAUCGCUAAUUCUGGACCUAAACUCUCCGAGGGGAAUUACAAGGACGACAAUACGAUAAUAAACGAAGAAUUCGGAAUCUCAGCAUCUUCUCUCUAUCACCAAGGCAACGGUCAAGCCAAGUGUAACAAAUUCAUGGCUAAGAAAUCGAAAAUCAAACGUGCCAAUACGAUAGACAUACCGAAUUAUUUAAAGCUCCAAGCCGAGAGCUUGGCCAGUGGACACGGUGGUGUUGGUGGCUCGUUAAGAAGGCCCAUUAAUAUCGGUGACAGAUACUCCUGCAACACGGGCAACGUUGUGCCCUCGUUCGAGCCAAAAACUGAAAACGACAGAAAAUUUCUCGCUCUCAUCAACAAAAACAACGAAGCGGCUGCUCUUCCGGCUAACUCUUCUCUGCCUUUCAAGAGCUUCAAUUACCGACAGAUCGCUGCUGUUGCUGAUAAAAAUUGGAACAGCAGGUUCUCCAACAUCAAAACAACGUUCGACAAACCCCGGGUGAAUGGCCAGGACGAAAACCCCGUGCCUCCGGGAACUAACGUCGUCGUCGGCUCCCUGAGACUUCCCUGUAAACAAAAACCUCUCGGCUUCAGUCAUGCUCCAACUUCGCCUUUUCGAAAAAUCGAAAAACCUAGCAAAGACGAAAUGACACCAGGGUUUUUGAAGCCAGGAUACUUGUCGCAAAACGGUAGCACCCUCAGAGCCAAAGUGAAGAUGUUCGAUCAGGAAAAUGUCGACUCGUCGAUCCCUUCGACAAAUUCACCUUUGCCAUCGACGAAAACUCGAGCGAAGCAGCAACAGUUGAGCACGAAGAGAACGCCGAACGUGUUUCUGGAGGGUGAACAGGAUCGAAAAAUCAACGACGCUUCGGAGCGAUCGAGGUUGUCGGAAAACGGGCAUUUGAAUUAUCAUUCCUUCUGCAAGCAAUUCGCACCGUUCGCAACGAAAAAUCCCUCGGAGAAUCACAAGUCCGGUCCUUGGUCGAACGGAGUUGGUAAAGCGUCGAGAAAUCCACAUUUCGAAAAGCCUCGGGAAAAGUUUGAGCCCCGAGAAGGAAAAGUAUCUCUGAAAUUCCCCGAGGAAAAGAGGAGAGAACCAAAGGUCCCAGCGACUUAUCAAACGUCUGAUUUCGGCGAGGCUCACAGUGAGAGAAAAGAAAAGGUCCGGCAUCGUAAACAAUUGUAUGGGAAUUGCGAAGACCUUGCGAAUGAAAACGGAACGAAAAAGCCUCGUGAAAUCGUCGCUUAUCCGUUCGAGAUAAAUUACCACAAACGUCCAACGUUUGGCAAAAAAUAUCGUGAGGCGACCUCGGAAAAGGGAGAUUACGAAGAUCCGGAAAUCCAGCAGCAUCCUCCGCCCUCCGUUCCGCCUUUUUCGACGCUGCAGUACACCAAAUCUGGUCUCCAAUCGAGGAAAACUCCGUCUCCACCACCACGGAAUAUUUUCUCGACCCAAAGUGUCGCCGUACAGACCCAUCAGACCGAACCGGUCCCUUCGAUUUAUCCGAGCGAGCCUCGUCCCAAUUUCGCCCCGAGGGAAGAAGCGAUUCAACGCAGAGCAGUUCCUCCUCCUCCUCCUCCUCCUGUGCCUAAUCCCAUGGACCAUUGUCCUCUUUAUCAAUCCCGAAAUUUGUCGAACGAAGAAACGAGGAAGCGGGAAGACGAGUCGAGGACGUUGAGUGCCUCGCGACAGUACCCCAACGACGUUUACCAACGAUCUUCGUCACAGCGUGACACGGAUUUGCCUCAAUUUGUAGCUCAUCGGCCUAACUAUGGGAUCCAAGGUCGUCCGACCCCGCCGCAGAGCGUGACAGCACCCAGUCACGUUUCUCAUCCAACAAGUCAUUAUCCUCCGAGCGUAGAUUACAAGAGCCCAUAUUAUCCGAACGUCGAGCAGCACGAGACGACGUAUCCGCUGGAGAGUAAUUUUGGCAAAUCAGCUCCACCGCAAGUUCCAGCACGUGCUAAUCAAGCUCCGCGAAAGCAGUCGAUCCCAUCGGUUCUGAAAAAUCAACAAGAAGAUCGUUAUGACAAGUACGAGGACAGACCAUGCGAGAAUGAACCUAAACACGAUGAUUCACAGAGUUACUCCGAUUACAGUGACAAAAUUUUUUAUCGUGAUACUCAAAAUCCCAUUUACGUUCCACCCUCUCCUCGGAACAUGACCGAAAGAGAGAGAUUUAACGAGGAAGCUUCCAUCGAUCCUACGCUCGAUAGCAUUAAGCCCGAGGAGCCAAAAUCGUUCGGUGACGAGAUCGAAUCUGCCGACAUAGCCGAAGACCGCUCGUUCAUCGAGGACGAGAACAUUGAGAAUCAAGACAUAAGUUCAACGGAGGGCGUGGUGACCAGAUACACUUGUGCCAUCGCGACCGUCUCUCCGGUUCCCGAGAGCCCGGCGCUCUCGCCACAGCCCACAUCACCAAAAGAGAUUCUCGAAGAUCUCGCAUCCCUCAGGAAUUUUGAAGAGAGUUUGCCCGUGAAUCGACGUCCGAAAGAGAACGAAGCCUCUUUUCCGGCGUUUUAUCGGGACGAGGAAUCCGCUUUGGAUCAAGCCAGACGUCACAAUCUCUUGCAACAGAAUCUCAUACGACAAAUCCAAGGAGAACAGUCCGGCGUUGCCAACAUGGCCAGAAGACUUUCUCAGGAAACUCCUCACAAUCCUACGACGCCGAGCAAUCUUUACUAUCCUGCUAAACAGUACAUGGAACAGGCGCCGAUACCGAACGUUCCAAGGAGCGCAGUGUCUCAAGAAAAGCUUUACGGAGACGAGCCUGGCACUGCGAGUCUCAGGUAUCCCUUGAAAAGCACAGAAGAUGAUCGGAGUCGUAACGUUCCAAGAAACAUCCUGUCCCAAGAGAAGCUCUACAGGGACGAGCCGAGCUGCGGGAAUCUCAGGUAUCCUGUGAAAAUGCUCGAGGACGAGCAGCAUCGCAAGGCUCCGAGGAACCUCUUGUCGCAAGAGAAGCUCUACAAAGACGAGUCGACGUUCGGGAAUCUCAAGUAUCCUUUGAAAAUGUCAGAAGACGAGCAUCAUCGGAAUUUCCCCAGGAACGUAUCGUCCCAAGAGAAGCUCUACAGGGAUGAGCCGACCUCCGGUAGUCUCAGGUUCCCCUUGAAGCUGCAAGAAGAAGUGCAAAAUCAAAGCGUCGAGCCCAUAAUCGAGAGUAACAAUACUCAGGAUAAAAUAAAUAUAUUCGAGGAAAGGAACAGUUCGAUGAAAAAGCACCUGCAUCAAUUCAAGCCCCUGAGUAUUCCUCGAGCCGACAAGGAGCCGUUUGUUCCUCCGAAAAUAAACGUCGUCAGUCCCUCGAAAGUGUUCACUCCAAGUUUCAAGGGGGACGGAGAUUCGCGUCGUACGAUCGGGGCCAAAUCGUCUCAGAGGGUUGCGUCCAGCGGGGUGGAUUCGAGCGACGAAUAUUUGAUGUCGUGCGCAAGUAAGCCAUCGAGAUCGAUCGUCCUCUCGAAAUCCGAGUCCUGGCAUCAACUCGCCAUGGCGAAAAACACCCUGCAAGUGCCUCAGGCUCAACCGUGCGCUCUACUCAAACCACCAAAACCAAAAUCCCCUUCGUCCCUGAAACUCUCGAAGCAAUACGAAGCGUCCUCCUCUUCGGACGCGAUAAGAAAAAUGGAAGAAAAAAUCCAGCGAUACUUUCAAGGCCCUUCCUCCACCGGGCAAGCGCCGGAUUCCCCGCUCGCCGCGAGAAGAGAUCCGAAGAACAAACGUUUCAGCUCUCGCAAGAGCCAAGGCAGCCUCAUGAGGAGCCAAACCAUGCCGCACAUCUUCGACGACGCCACCGACGUCGAGAAAGCCUUCGAUAGCCUCUUCAAAGAGGCCACCCGUUCCGACAAUCGUUACUAAGAAAGAGAAACAAAAAAACAUGACUAUUAGAAUCAUACGAUACCCUUGACGAAUCUUCGAGUGACGCAAGAUAAAUAAAUUGUUAUACGUAUAUAAAUAUCAUUUUGAUAAAGAAAAAAAAACACCGCCGUGCGUUAUGAAAAUAAAAAAGAUGAUAACAAACGAGCGAGCCAUCACUAUAAUUGUACAAAUAUUUCUUUCGCAAUACCGAGUCAGAGUUAUGUUAUUUUUCUUACUGAUUCGCUGAGUUAUUUUAUUUGUUCGAAUGAUAUUUUCACUCGCGGAUAAUAACGAGAGCGAUAAAAGGGACAAACUUAUGCGAUAAACGAACGAAAAAAAAGAGGCCGAAUUGAAAAAAUAAACGUCGGUUAAGCGCA
Molecule: messenger RNA, 5546 nt
Organism: Venturia canescens
Lineage: Eukaryota; Metazoa; Arthropoda; Insecta; Hymenoptera; Ichneumonidae
Exons: 4
Coding region: 1-5169 (1722 amino acids)
Source: RefSeq, a predicted model, not a curated record